GCGGGCGGCGGCGCGGCGCGGCGGCGGCGGCGGCCUGAGCGGCCAUGUCCGGGGUGGUGCGGACGCUGAGCCGCUGCCUGCUGCCGGCCGAGGCCCGCGAGCGCCGGGCGGCCGGCGGGGCCCGCGACGCGGAGCGCGAGGCGCGGAGGCGCAGCCGCGACAUCGACGCGGGGCUGGCGCGGGAGCGGCGCGCCGUGCGGCGCCUCGUCAAGAUCCUGCUGCUGGGCGCGGGCGAGAGCGGCAAGUCCACGUUCCUCAAGCAGAUGCGCAUCAUCCACGGCCGCGAGUUCGACCAGAAGGCGCUGCUCGAGUUCCGCGACACCAUCUUCGACAACAUCCUCAAGGGCUCAAGGGUUCUUGUUGAUGCACGUGACAAGCUCGGUAUUCCUUGGCAGUAUUCUGAAAAUGAGAAGCAUGGGAUGUUCCUGAUGGCCUUCGAGAACAAAGCAGGCCUGCCCGUGGAGCCGGCCACCUUCCAGCUAUACGUGCCUGCCUUGAGCGCACUCUGGCGGGACUCGGGCAUCAGGGAAGCUUUCAGCCGCAGGAGUGAAUUUCAGCUGGGGGAAUCCGUGAAGUACUUCCUGGAUAACUUGGACCGGAUUGGCCAGCUGAAUUACUUCCCCAGUAAGCAGGACAUCCUGCUGGCACGGAAAGCCACCAAGGGGAUCGUGGAACACGACUUUGUGAUCAAGAAGAUCCCCUUCAAGAUGGUGGACGUAGGGGGCCAGCGCUCACAGCGCCAGAAGUGGUUCCAGUGCUUCGACGGCAUCACUUCCAUCCUGUUCAUGGUGUCGUCCAGCGAGUACGACCAGGUGCUCAUGGAGGACCGGCGCACCAACCGCCUGGUGGAGUCCAUGAACAUCUUCGAGACCAUCGUCAACAACAAGCUCUUCUUCAACGUCUCCAUCAUCCUCUUCCUCAACAAGAUGGACCUGCUGGUGGAGAAGGUGAAGAGCGUCAGCAUCAAGAAGCACUUCCCGGACUUCAAGGGGGACCCGCAGCGGCUGGAGGACGUGCAGCGCUUCCUGGUGCAGAGCUUUGACCGGCGGCGGCGCAACCGCAGCAAGCCGCUCUUCCACCACUUCACCACCGCCAUCGACACGGAGAACAUCCGCUUCGUGUUCCAUGCCGUCAAGGACACCAUCCUGCAGGAGAACCUGAAGGACAUCAUGCUGCAGUGAGGGCGUCCUCGCGGCUGCCCCUCCAGUGCAUUCCCGCUACUGAACCCGAGGACGCGCCAAACUACUGAACCCCCGGCACCGCGCACGCGGCCACGGGGCCGUGUCCGUCUUGUCCAGAAAGCAUGGCCCUAACUGCACACGUGCACACACGGCAGUGCCGGGACCGGCUGAGCCCCGCCCUGACCCUGGGCCUUGCCGCUCACUGUGUCCUUCAGGAAGCCCUGGACGUUUCCCUCCUCUCGGCUGCCCCGCUGCCACCCACUGUGCCUUCCGACAGCCGUGCCUCAGUGUGGCACCUGGCAUUCACAACAGGUGCUGGCGGGUAUGUCGCCACACUCUGGGUCCUCUCACUGUGCCACACGCGCCUUCCACGCCAGUCCCCGCCGCCUGCUCCCUGCAGGGAAAGCCCAGGCGGGGUGUCCAGGACCCUUCCUGGCAUCCCCCAGAGAGCAAAGGCUCCCCCUAUAGCUCUCCGGAAUCUUCCGCAGGUCCCCAGCACGCCCGAGGGCCUCGUCCUGGCUGUGCUCUCCCCUGGCCCUGGCCCACUUCACUGAGCCCAGUGAUUAUCAGCUGGGGGCAGCUGCAGACCCAGAACGGGUGCCGACUCGCUGCGGAGUCACGUGUCCUUAACGAGGGAACAGCACAAAAUUCUUCUGUCUCGGUGCUCCAGACUUGUCCGUGUGUGCUGGGAGGCAGGAAGGGUCUUGCUCCUGCUUCCUGCAGCUCUUCCUAAACAGGAAGUGAGUGACCCAGGAAGCGUCAGCCAGGAGCACUUGAUGGGGCCAGUCCCCACACCAGGCUCAGCCCCUGCCCCAGAGUCCUCUGUUCUUGGCCAGGUCUGACUUGCCAGUCUCUAGGGCUCACGGUGCCCCCUGCCACAGAGGGUGUUUGGUUGCUGGGGGUCAACUCCUUGGUGCCGCUUGGAGCCGAGGGUCUUAGUAGACCUGCCCCCUACAGUCCGUCUGAGUCAGUCCCGUCUGAUGCCCUUCCCUUGAACAGUCUUGAUCUGUUCACUCUGCACUUUCCAAACCCGAUGCCUGUAUGUGAGGAGAGGCUGUGACCCCAGGGCACUGACAGCUGCGACCCAUCCCUUGGCAGAGAGGAGAUGUGUUUGCUAGGCCGAGAAAAACCAUCCGCAACUUUGUACACCCAGGUUGUAGCCAUUUUUAUCUCCAAACUUGGGCUUUUCUAUUUUUUUAUUUUAAUUUCACUGUUACCUUGAAUUCUUGUCUUUUGUAUUGAGAUGUUAUGGAGAAACAGGAGAUAGUUGUGCCUCUGCUAUUAUUGCAAAAAUGUAACAAUAAACUUUCUCAAGACAUUUUCCUCUUA
Molecule: messenger RNA, 2510 nt
Organism: Sorex fumeus (smoky shrew)
Lineage: Eukaryota; Metazoa; Chordata; Mammalia; Eulipotyphla; Soricidae
Gene: GNA12
Product: G protein subunit alpha 12
Exons: 4
Coding region: 45-1181 (378 amino acids)
Biological process (GO): adenylate cyclase-modulating G protein-coupled receptor signaling pathway; Rho protein signal transduction
Cellular component (GO): heterotrimeric G-protein complex; brush border membrane
Molecular function (GO): G-protein beta/gamma-subunit complex binding; D5 dopamine receptor binding; guanyl nucleotide binding
Source: RefSeq, a predicted model, not a curated record